Molecule: messenger RNA, 2641 nt
Organism: Propithecus coquereli (Coquerel's sifaka)
Lineage: Eukaryota; Metazoa; Chordata; Mammalia; Primates; Indriidae
Gene: PSME3
Product: proteasome (prosome, macropain) activator subunit 3 (PA28 gamma; Ki)
Exons: 7
Coding region: 1-456 (151 amino acids)
Biological process (GO): regulation of G1/S transition of mitotic cell cycle; positive regulation of endopeptidase activity; regulation of proteasomal protein catabolic process
Cellular component (GO): proteasome activator complex; cytoplasm; nucleoplasm
Molecular function (GO): endopeptidase activator activity
Source: RefSeq, a predicted model, not a curated record
AUGAGACCCCCUCUAGAGGAGCCUACUUAUAAGAAGCGAAGGUUGGAUGAGUGUGAAGAGGCCUUCCAAGGAACCAAGGUGUUUGUGAUGCCCAACGGGAUGCUAAAAAGCAACCAGCAGCUGGUGGACAUUAUUGAGAAAGUGAAACCUGAGAUCCGGCUGCUGAUUGAGAAAUGUAACACGGUCAAAAUGUGGGUACAGCUCCUGAUUCCCAGGAUAGAAGAUGGAAACAACUUUGGGGUGUCCAUUCAGGAGGAGACAGUUGCAGAACUAAGAACUGUUGAGAGUGAAGCUGCAUCUUAUCUGGACCAGAUUUCUAGAUAUUAUAUUACAAGAGCCAAAUUGGUUUCUAAAAUAGCUAAAUAUCCCCAUGUGGUCACUCUACAUGACAUGAUCCUGAAAAAUAUCGAGAAGAUCAAACGGCCCCGGAGCAGCAAUGCAGAGACACUGUACUGAGGCCAGGGCCAGGGCCAGGGGACUCUGUGAGUCUGGCUCAAGACCGACAUUGCCUUGGUUUGUUACGUGACUAUCGUGAUGGGGAAACUGGCUGGAAAUAGUAAUCACACCUCUCUGUUUUUAGUUAGAGUCUAAUGAAACUCUCAUCUAGUUCUGUGAUGUGUUUACCUCUUUUUUCAGGCCUCAGGAACUCUUCUAUUUCCUUCCCUAAUACCCCAGACCCAACCUGUCCUAAUUUCUGGAGAAUUCCAGGUUUGUGUGUGCAGGAUAUUGGCACAAGAAUACUUGUGUUUUCUCUCUCCUCUCUCCCUACUGUGUCUUGGGCUUUGUGUUUUCUUACUUUUGAUGAUUAGUUGGUUAGAAGCUGAGGGAACUGGAAGGAAAGUGCUAGGUGUUUUUUAGGAACUGGGGUGACAUGGGGACCAGUUUCUCUCUUCCUCACAUCAGGUUAAUGUCUCUUGCCUCUGUGGGACAUUGAAUCCUCCCUGCCACAGUUGCCCUGGUGAUGACUUAGGGUUUUCCAUCUGCAUACAUCCCACCUUGAACCUGAUCAUGACAAGGAAUACUUCAGGCCUUCAGCGGAGUCCCUAACUCCUUCAGAUGUUUUUAUAAUGGGGAUUUUCACAUACACUUGUGUGUGUGCAUAUAUAUACCCAUAGCGACAUGCACACACACUCCUUCCAACUCUCUACCCCACAUACCCUCCCCCCUCCAUGAUAUGAUCCCUGUCACACACAUACCCUUCAGGAGGUAAUAGUUGUCUUAGAUAUCAUCCACCCAGACAUAAGUCUGUGCCCAUCCUCCUGAUAUUAUAGCUUUCUGGUGCCCAGGGGGAGUUGGAGUAGAACCAAGAGAUGAGAAGCAGAGGGGUUGGGGAAGGCCUUUUCCUCUGUGACUGGGGCCCCUGUUGGCGUUAUUGCAAAGGCUCCUGUGACUCUUGGUUGCCUUUUCCCAGGCCAGUUGUAAAUUGGGGUUGGAGUGUCUGCAGCUGUGAGGUACAGAUGCUGCUGCUCCUGUUGCGCUUUCCCUUUGGGAAAUAUAUCUCUUAUUUAUAGUAUUGUGCUUCCAGGGAAAGCAGUCAUUUGUGUGUAUAUGUGCACGUAUACACACACAUAUACACAUUGUGUAUGUGGAAAUAUGCUGGGCAGGUCAAAACCGUAGAAGAGUUGCCUCCUAUCUCUUGAAUCUUCCAGAGAUAUCACUUAUUGUUACAGCUUUUAUGUUAACCCUCAUUAGCCCCCAGCUUUUUAUUCUACCACUGCUGGAGAGUCGACAUCCGCAGUCAGCCUGCCAGUGACUCUCAGUGUGUUUGUGACUUUUAUUCUUCCCGUCUCUGUCUUCCAACCCCCAAUCAUAUUUCCAUCUGGGAUGCAUCAUUUUUACUCCCAGUAUUCUGUAGAGAAGGAGUCAGGAUGCUGUCUUCCCACGAAUAGUAUUCAGUAACAAACCAAUUGCAUUUUAAUUGGGCAGUGCCCCUUCCCACCCUACAGAUCCCUUCCAGCUAAAACCCUUCCCUCUUCCCACCAUGUGUUUCUCAGUUUCCCUUUUUAUUUGUUGGAUUGUUCCGCUGCCCCUCUUCCUCACCCUACCACCCUUGGAUCGUAAUGUAAAAUUCUUUUACCAUGUCAAGAAAUUAUUAAAAAUACAGGUACUUUGACCUCUUUCUAAAGCCGCAAACCCUGGUGCAGUGCUCUGGUGGCAAGGGACAUACUCAUCAUACUCAUGUGUGCACAUUUGGACACCCACCUUCACAGACACCUCUAGCCCACCCUAUUUUGCAUCCCUGUGCCAGUGAAGCUGCCUCUUUUCUCUGGGAUAGUGGAAAGACUAAGGCUUCCAUCUACGAAGCAAGAGUGGGUCCUUCAUUUGUGUUCAGUCUGAAUUAUGUGAAAGUUAGCUCUUCCCAAACCUGAGCUGCCUUGUCUCCCUCCUUUUCAAGACCCUAGUUCCUUCCUUCCCCGGUUAUACCCGUGAAUGCCAGUAGAGGCUGCUGUAGUUCCAUGUGUAGAGAACUGCCUGCUUCAAGGCAUACCCUACCCAGUCAUUUUCUUUACCUUAUACUAAGUCUCCUCUCUGAAAAAUGUCUUAAAUUUCUUGAGGAGACUCCUGGUCUUGGUUUUCAAAUUACUUGGAGGGCUGCCUAGGAACCUCUGUCCCUCUGAAAUAAAGUUUCCUCCACUUGCAC